CAGCUAUUGCGUUAGUAUGGUUCGCUUACUUGUUGUUCAGUCUAUGAUAGGCUUCCCCAAAAUGUGGUUGCUACUACUUUGUGCUGUGAGUGUCUUCGCACAAAAUGGGACUGAACUUCGUGAAGUAUUCGAUUACCAGUCCAUGCCAGCCCUCUCCGAAUUGGACGACUUCGACAAAUGCCUAAAGGACCCUGAAGCGGUAUAUUGCAUAGUGGAUAUGGAACUUCUGGAAGAUGACACACCAUUGUACCAGUAUAUAAAGAAUUUCUCGUCGCUUUAUUAUAGAAACUAUAAGCACUCGAAACUACACCGUGGUGUGUGUGGAACACAACAUUGUGGGUUGAAUUUUACACAUGCUAAUGUUACCGACUUGACGGUGGAUACGUUGAGGGAAUGCUUUAAUGCGAGUAUACAUAAAGGAUAUGGGUUGCAGGUGGAAUCACUAUCAGUUCGUUACUGCAAAACUCAGAAAGACCGUCUACCAAUAGACUGGCUGGACAUCAUCAUUGGUCUCUUAAUACUUCUGGUCUUAUUCGUGAAUCUUGGUUGUUCCGCUUACUACUUCUUCUGGCCUCCACAAGAAAGAGGUAACAGAUAUUUAUUGGCAUUUUGUAUCCAGAAAAAUUGGAAAGCAUUAAAGUAUGGCGGCAGUGCUGAUGGAGGAAUUUUCAAAUGUUUUCAAGCUAUGAGGUUUUACACAAUGGCAAUGAUUCUCGGUCUUCAUUCCAUGAUCUUCAUUGGUUAUGGCUACACAGAGAAUCCAGAAUUCAUUGAAAACUCAUACGACGAUUUCUUCAAAUCUCUGCUGUUCAACGCUCGCAUCAUAGUGCAAAUAUUCUUUGUGAUGGGAGGAUUUCUGAUGGCCUACAAGAUGCUGACAUAUGCUGAGACUCACGAGUUCAGUUUGAAGACUGUGCCUAUGGCUAUCGUUAAUCGCUGGCUCCGAUUAAUGCCAGCGGUUCUCGUGGUAAUGGGUCUGGCGAUGACUUGGGUGCCCCAUUUGGGAUCUGGUCCAAUGUGGGACGCGGUGGUCAAGCGUGAGCGAGACAUCUGCAGGAUGAAUUGGUGGCAACUGGUUAUACUUAUGCCAAAUGUGUUCCCAUUUGAGAAUCUGUGCCUUCCUCAGGCUUGGUACCUGGGAACAGACACGCAACUAUUCCUGAUGACAAUGGUAGUUAUGCUUAUCAUCUGGCGCUGGCCAAGGUCCGGAGUACCGGUCUUAAGUGUGGUUAUGGUAGUGAGUUUAUUGAUACCAUUCCUGCAGAGUUAUUUCAUGGAUUUGCUGCCUAUACGCGUCAGCAUAUUCCCUGAAUCGAUCCGUAAUAUAUUUGGUUUCAACUACACGUUUUACCACGCGUAUGUAUCGGCCCAGGGCAACUGGGCUGGCUAUCAUCUAGGCGUGCUGACUGCGUGGUUCUACCAUCGGGCGCAGAACAACAAGUGGAAUCUGGGCGAAUCUUGGCUUCUAAAGGCUCUCUUCUUCAUCUCUAUCCCCGUUGCAUUUGGGACGGUGUUGAUGGGCUGGGAUCUCCAUCACCGAGAGGCGACCGCUUUCGAAUCGGCCAUUUUUAACGCUUUGAAUCAGAAUUUCUUUGCGUUUGCGAUUUGCAUUUUCAUCAUCGGUUGCUUCUAUAAAUGUAACAAGAUCUACGUUAGCUCCGUAGAAUGGGGUCCAUUACAGCCACUCGGCAGAAUGUCUUACUGCGCUAUGUUGGUCCACGCUACUGUACUAAGGACCUAUGGCGGUCAAAUGAGACGCUCGUUCUACGCCACAGAUUACACCGCUAUCAUGUUAUACGCAGGCAUCGUAUGCACCACCUAUUUAGUAUCAUUACCACUCCAUCUAUUCGUUGAAGCCCCAGCUUGUGCCUUACAGAAGAUCUGGUUCAGUCCCAAACGGGUCCCAAGAGAGGAGAAGAUGACAGUGAAACCUGGAGUAUCUAACGUGUCUGUGUCGACUGUCUCAACACACAUUUAAAUUACUGGCGUAAAAUUUAAACCAAGUAACUCUACUAACCGACUGAAAUCUG
Messenger RNA from Pieris napi, 2030 nucleotides. RefSeq names its product regulator of hypoxia-inducible factor 1-like. The transcript is spliced from 13 exons. Bases 17 to 1978 code for a protein of 653 amino acids. Lineage: Eukaryota; Metazoa; Arthropoda; Insecta; Lepidoptera; Pieridae. Gene Ontology annotation, molecular function: acyltransferase activity, transferring groups other than amino-acyl groups. The record is from RefSeq and is a predicted model, not a curated record.